Messenger RNA from Durio zibethinus, 720 nucleotides. The record is from RefSeq and is a predicted model, not a curated record. NCBI's taxonomy places the organism in Eukaryota, Viridiplantae, Streptophyta, Magnoliopsida, Malvales, Malvaceae.
AUGGGGGUUCGUUACUUGCCAACAAUUGAAAUGGUAAGUUAUCCAAUCGACUCCAUAAGUAGGAAUGUUGAUUGGGCGCAUGUUGUGGCAUAUGACUACCAUUUGCCUACCAGGGAGAAUUUUACAGGAGUCCAUGCUGCUUUGCAUAAUCCCUCUAGUCAUGUUAACACAGAUUUUGGCAUCAGGGAAUGGUUGAAUAAAGGAUUUCCACCAACCAAACUGGUUUUGGGAUUGCCUUACCAUGGAUGGGCAUGGAAAUUGGUGAGCAGCAAAGAUAAUGCUAUUGGUGCACCAGCGUCAGGUCCAGCUAUCACCAUUGAUGGUUCUAUGGGCUACAAAACCAUCAAAUCAUACAUUCAGGAUAAUGGUUAUGGAGCUGCUUCUGUAUACAAUGCAACUUAUGUAGUGAACUUGUUCACGUCUCCAACACUUUCGAUCAAUUUUGAUGGUGUAGAGGUGGUCAAAGCAAAAAUUUCCUAUGCAAAGGAGAAAAGGCUUAUUGGUUUUAAAGCGUUUCAUCUUUCAAAUGAUGAGAAUUGGGCUCUAUCGCGGGCAGCUCAAGAGGAAGAUAAUCAGGAAAACAACAAGCGGCUGUUACUUAAAAUGAUCCUUCCAGUUUCUGUAGUUGUUAUACUGGCAGCUGCUAUGCUGUAUUACUUGCGAAGGAGAAAGGUCAAAUCAAAAUGUAACUCUACCUUCAACCAUGAGAAAAGGAAUUGA